UUGUCUUUCGGUUAUGAUAGGGCUUAAAUCGGUCCACUCUAGCGGUACUGUCGACAAAGCUUUUUCAUGCUCUCUACGACUUUUCGAAACAGAGAGUUCGACGAAAAGUUUACGUCCCGAACCGGUACAAUCUUCACUUCUCUGUCGUUAUUUCGGAUACAGAUUCGAAACCCACCGGACCCGGGGGAAAAACCUUUUUCCUAAGUAAGUUUCAUAUGCAUUGUAGAUUUCCUAGUGUUUUUCCUGUCGGCUUUGAGUUUUGUUUAUUAUUCCCCUUGCGUCUCAUUAGACUGGGUUUUGGCAGGGUGCACUGGAAAGCGAAAUGCGAGGGGAGUGUGGAGUCCAUUGAUUUUGGUGUUAACAUUCGGCAAGCGACGUGCAAUCUUUUCUUUUCGCUUGGAAACGACUUUAGGUGUAUGCCCGCGGCACUUUGGCGCGCGCCAGGCUUUCUUCAUGACGGCCCAUUUGCGAACACGACAGUCGGAGCACAUUUUGCGGUUUCUUUGCUCUGCAUAUUUGGGGCACACAUUUCCUUGGUACCUUUCUUGCCGCCAUGGCAUUCACCAUUGCGAGGCGGCCGCCUUCUUUCCUUUCGACACACGAUUCUUGCACAGCACAGUCACCCUCGCUGGGCGAGCGAGGUCGAGAUGACGGGAGAACAAAACAUUCGAAUUCGGGUCGGUUUUCCUCUUUUCUUUUUUUCCUUAUAUCCCCCUUCUGCGGCCAAUGGAUGGCUUUUACGACUUUUCUUCUGGUUUCCAUGCCCCUAGGUUGCGUUGCUUUUUAUGCUUUUUUGUGUCUCUUCUUUUACGGUUCGACAAGUCAGCGGGACUUUUAUGCUUUUGCACUACACCUUUUCCUUUCCUCUAGUCGGAGGAAGGCUU
Molecule: messenger RNA, 884 nt
Organism: Mytilinidion resinicola
Lineage: Eukaryota; Fungi; Ascomycota; Dothideomycetes; Mytilinidiales; Mytilinidiaceae
Exons: 1
Coding region: 216-770 (184 amino acids)
Source: RefSeq, a predicted model, not a curated record